ACAGGUGAUGGCAGCAGAGGAGGAGUUAUCUCCUACAUGACACAACGCGCUCGCCCUCAUCACUUUCCGCGGACCCUUCAAUGUCGACCGUUGAUUUCUUCUCCUUCCUUCGUCCUAUAUAGUAUAUUGCCAUUGUACCGUUAGGUUUCAAAAACCCCACACAUUCCCUUCAAUUUCUAUCCCUCUUUCUCUGCAAAUCAUCGGUUGUGAGGAAAUUGGUCCAGAUUUCGGAUGGUUUGUGAAGAUUUGACUAUGGUUUCGCCUUCCUUUCCUGUCAUUGAAGUCUUGAAUUCAAUGGCUGAUGGAAAGAAGUACAUAACAUCAGAAGAGUUAGGAAAGCAUAACAAGCCUGGUGAUCUAUGGAUCUCCAUUCAGGGUAAAGUUUACAAUGUUACAGAGUGGGCUAAAGAACACCCUGGUGGAGAUAUUCCACUCUUGAAUCUUGCGGGCCAGGAUGUGACCGAUGCAUUCAUCGCGUUUCAUCCUGGUACCGCAUGGAAGCAUCUUGACAAACUCUACACAGGGUAUCAUUUAAAGGAUUAUCAAGUUUCGGAUGUUUCUAGAGACUACCGGAAGCUUGCUUCCGAGUUUUCAAAGGCCGGGAUGUUUGAUAAGAAAGGGCAUGGUGUAAUAUACUCACUAUGUUUCGUGUCUUUACUCCUUUCCGGGUGUGUAUACGGAGUUCUAUAUUCCACCAGUUUCUGGGUUCAUAUGUUUGCUGGAGCAUUGUUGGGAUUAGCAUGGAUGCAAAUCGCUUACUUGGGUCAUGAUGCCGGGCACUACCAAAUGAUGGCUACUCGUGGGUGGAACAAAUUCGCUGGAAUCUUUAUCGGGAACUGUAUAACAGGUAUAAGCAUCGCGUGGUGGAAGUGGACACAUAACGCGCAUCAUAUCGCUUGCAAUAGCCUCGAUUACGAUCCCGACCUUCAACACUUGCCAAUGCUAGCAGUCUCUUCUAAACUCUUCAACUCGUUAACGUCCGUUUUCUAUGGCAGGCAAUUGACAUUCGAUCCGUUGGCUAGAUUCUUUGUAAGCUACCAACAUUAUUCAUAUUAUCCCAUCAUGUGUGUCGCAAGGGUCAACCUGUACUUACAGACAUUGCUGUUGCUGAUUUCAAAGAGAAAGGUGCCCGACAGAGGUCUAAACAUUCUUGGAACCCUUGUUUUCUGGACCUGGUUUCCUCUUCUUGUUUCGUGCUUACCCAAUUGGCCGGAAAGGGUGGCCUUUGUGUUGGUCAGCUUUUGUGUUACGGGCAUCCAACACGUUCAGUUCACGCUGAACCACUUUGCCGCAAACGUUUACAUAGGUGCACCAAAGGGGAACGAUUGGUUCGAGAAACAAACAAGUGGGACGAUCGACAUUUCGUGCUCUUCUUGGAUGGAUUGGUUCUUCGGUGGCUUACAGUUUCAACUCGAGCACCAUUUAUUCCCGAGAUUGCCUCGGUGUCAUUUGAGGUCGAUCUCGCCUAUUGUGAGGGACCUUUGCAAGAAACACAAUCUGCCGUAUACGAGUUUGUCGUUCUACGAUGCUAAUGUAACGACACUGAAAACGCUUAGAACCGCAGCGCUACAGGCACGAGAUGUUGCGAACCCGGGUCCUCCCCAGAAUUUAGUAUGGGAGGCUUUUAAUACUCAUGGAUGAGGGAGUUGUUAGUACGGAAGACUCAAUUGGGAAUUUUUUUAUUUGAGCAGUAAGAAUUAAAAAGGAUGUGUUCCAUAUUUAUUGAACAGUAGAUAAUUGCUAUUAACAGUGUAUAAUUGUUGUAUUAUGUAUGUUGUUUUUCACCUUGUAUUUAUUUAAUUAAUACUAUGAUUUUAAGAUGGCAACUAAUUCU
This is a messenger RNA of Cynara cardunculus var. scolymus (artichoke), 1834 nucleotides long. Its product is annotated as delta(8)-fatty-acid desaturase. The record is from RefSeq and is a predicted model, not a curated record. Gene Ontology annotation, cellular component: membrane. The coding region runs from base 232 to 1641 and encodes 469 amino acids. Gene Ontology annotation, biological process: lipid metabolic process. The transcript is spliced from 2 exons. NCBI's taxonomy places the organism in Eukaryota, Viridiplantae, Streptophyta, Magnoliopsida, Asterales, Asteraceae. Gene Ontology annotation, molecular function: oxidoreductase activity, acting on paired donors, with oxidation of a pair of donors resulting in the reduction of molecular oxygen to two molecules of water.